Molecule: messenger RNA, 276 nt
Organism: Suillus subaureus
Lineage: Eukaryota; Fungi; Basidiomycota; Agaricomycetes; Boletales; Suillaceae
Exons: 1
Source: RefSeq, a predicted model, not a curated record
UAUUGGAAAAUUCAUGUAUGUCUAGGUGGCUUCAUCCUAAGACUAAACAAGCCAAAAAUUCUCAGCUCCUUCCUCAUUGUUGGGUUGCACCAUCUCACAGCUCUUCAGACAGAAGGACUGCAGAUCUGCAACUUGUCUUGUGAUACAGUAUUUACAUUGGAUCUCUACCUCAGAUUCACAACAGCUGAUGGUCCCAGAUUGGUGUAUUGGGAUGGUAUAGUGGGCCAUAGUGGGAAGAAUAGAUGUUGCUUGUAUUGUGAAAUAAUGGGCAGGUGA